Molecule: messenger RNA, 1839 nt
Organism: Adineta ricciae
Lineage: Eukaryota; Metazoa; Rotifera; Eurotatoria; Adinetida; Adinetidae
Source: the annotation of a GenBank genome assembly
AUGUUACUCCAGAGACUGUAUCGUAAUAUAAAAGAUACAGUAUCAUCAGCUAUGUCUGGACAACCGUCAACUACGAGCACAAGUCCACAUGAGACUAGCACGGACAACAAUAGUGAAAUUUCACUAGUGAGUACUACACCUUCUUCUUCAUCGACAACUUCCACGAGUGUCCCAUCCUCGUCACAACCGACUCCGUUUGUGCGACCACCAGCUUCUCAAACAUUCGAUCCUGCUGCAGUGUUUAUGGAGGCAUACGACUGUGCGAAAUUAAAUAACAAUUGGAAUAAAGUAUCGAGCUCUUUAAUGAUUCAUCCAGAAUGGUUAACAAAGAUUCCUGAAGGUCGUCGUUGGACAAUGUUACAUCAAAUAGUAUUUUCAGGCAAUGUCAUGCACUUAAAUGAAGUUCUUGCCUUGCAAGCAUCGAAUCCUGAUUUUCGUUUGCUCUGUAAAGCGGCAGAUGAUAAAACAGUGCGUGAAGUCGCUGCUGAUCGUGCACAUAUACACCCUCAAAUGAUACGUCGUAUCGAACGAUUAGUCGCUGUUGAUCAGUUAUUAAAUAAUGCUAAGGAACGUAAAUGGGAACUGGUUAAACAAUUUAUAACCAUGCAGCCAGACAUUGUCAAUGAAAAACCACCGUAUCGUCGCUUUUAUCUAGCACAUCAUUUAGCAUGCGUUGGAGAACUCGAUGUAUUCAAAGACUUAAGCACAGUAUGUCAUUUUAGACUUGACUUGCUUGCUGACAAUAAAACAAUUAGUCAAGUGGCUCGCGAAAACAAUCAAUUACCUUUCGCUGAAUACAUCGAAAAUCUUGAAGCUAAUCCACCAGAAACUGCUCCUGAUAGUACAACCGAUACGGUACCCCAUCAUGCAACAGGAACAACACACCAAUACAGUCCAAAUUUCUAUGAUGAUGCAGUAAUCUCUUUCAUACCUGCAAAUAUUAAUGUAACUACCAUGUUUCCACCAACAAGUGAUGAGUUAUCGUAUCCUGGAGCUCAUCAUCAUACGUUUCACAAUGAACAUCAUCAUACGUCUCACAAUGAACAUCAUCAUGCGUUUCACAAUGAACACCAUCAUACGUCUCACAAUGAACAUCAUCAUACAAGCACAUCGGUUGAAGAAACCGAUGGGAACGCAUCUCACAUACAUCCACAAACAAGUACAGCAACAUCCGUCAAGCCAAAGCCAACUGCACCACAAAUGACUGAUGACGAGCAAGCAGCUUAUGAAAAAACAGUUAUUAAUAACAUUCAAAAAAUGUCUCAAGAAAAUCUACUAAAUUCAAUCACUUGUUGCAUCACAAAAGCUAUUCUACACGAUCCAGUUGUGGCAUCGGACGGUUUCACUUACGAACGUGAAGCUAUAGAGAAUUGGUUCAAAACUUCCAAUCGUAGUCCAAUGACAAAUCAAGAACUAGAAAAUCUUGAAUUAAAACCUAACUAUGCAAUCAAAUCUAUCCUACAAAUGCUUCAAGGAGCUAGUCCGCCGAAAGACAAGAAUCCUAGUUUCGCCAAUGAAAAACCAGCAUAUCGUCAUUAUUAUUUAUUUCAUCAUAUGGUUUGUGCCAAAGCUGUUGAAGAAUAUAAACGAUUUAAGCAAAUUACCGACUGUCAAUUUGAUUUACACUUACGUGCUGAUCGGAAAAAGUGUAAUGUCAUUGCUUGUGGUCGAGAACAAUUACAGUUUGAAACAUUUGUUGAGAAUGAAUACCCAGGCUUAUUGGAAGCAGAUGAUGAUGAUGAUGAUGAUGAUAACGAAUAUUAUACAUCUUCGGCAGAAACCUUGCAACAAACGAGCGUCAUUAGUAGUGCAAUGAUGGAACAAAAAAUAUCAUUAUAA